UGGCGGGGGGAAACGCGUAGAUGGAAUUAAACGCACGCUUUUAACCUAGACGCGAUUAUGAAGCGACGCGAGAACGAGGUCGAGAGGAAGCCUACGUUCAACAACGACUCGAGAACGUCGAAAAACGAGAAGAACGCGUUUGACAAGAGGAAGCACAGGUUAAAGAAGUAUAGUAACAGAUACAAGGUCGAUCAAUGGCAAGAGCGAAGGAAACGAGCGGUUCUACGUGGUUACUAUAAAGAAAUUCCCAAGGAUCGAUGUGCCCGGCAAAAGGGAACCGAGGCCAAGGUAGAAACACGCUCGGGCAACUCGGAUACGAGCGGCCCGAAGAAAAGUCCGAGUUUCUUCGACGUAGCGAGAAAAGAGUACGAGCGAAAGAAGGAGGAGACGCUCAGGGUAAAGGCCGAAAGGGAGGAAGCUUUGCGAAAGUACAAAGAGAAGAAAAUGCAGGCGUGCAAAAAGCUGUCGAAGAGGACCAAGAAGGGUCAGCCCGUUAUGAAGGAUAGAAUAGAACUUUUGUUGCAAAAGAUACAACAGGACAAAGCCAACUGAAUGGAUAUCGUCGGAAUCGAACGUAAACGAGUUUCGGGCACAGCGUCCCGGUUGAAUCGACUCGUCGUCCCUAGGAAACUUUAUUUGUCGUUACUUUUUCAUCUGUACGAAUGAAACGAAUAAAACGAUUCUACACGUAA
This is a messenger RNA of Vespula vulgaris, 692 nucleotides long. RefSeq names its product thyroid transcription factor 1-associated protein 26 homolog. The record is from RefSeq and is a predicted model, not a curated record. The transcript has 3 exons. Gene Ontology annotation, cellular component: nucleus. Lineage: Eukaryota; Metazoa; Arthropoda; Insecta; Hymenoptera; Vespidae. Bases 58 to 552 code for a protein of 164 amino acids.